Molecule: messenger RNA, 2968 nt
Organism: Chelmon rostratus (copperband butterflyfish)
Lineage: Eukaryota; Metazoa; Chordata; Actinopteri; Chaetodontiformes; Chaetodontidae
Gene: atxn3
Product: ataxin 3
Exons: 11
Coding region: 11-1057 (348 amino acids)
Biological process (GO): protein deubiquitination
Cellular component (GO): nucleus
Molecular function (GO): cysteine-type deubiquitinase activity
Source: RefSeq, a predicted model, not a curated record
UCAGAGUUGAAUGUUUGACAGAAAGCUGAAUAUGGAUUCCAUAUUCCAUGAGAAACAAGAGGGCUCGCUUUGCGCCCAACACUGUCUCAACAACCUCCUGCAGGGUGAGUAUUUCACUCCUGUUGAUCUGUCCUCCAUUGCUCAUCAGCUUGAUGAGGAGGAGAGAAUGAGGAUGGCUGAGGGAGGUAUGGCCAGUGAGGAGUAUAGGACCUUCUUACAGCAACCAUCGGGGAACAUGGACGACAGUGGAUUCUUUUCAAUACAAGUCAUUAGCAAUGCUCUGAGAGUGUGGGGCUUGGAGCUAAUCCUUUUCAAUAGCCGGGAGUACCAGAGCCUGAUGAUUAAUCCAAUAAAUGAGAAAGCCUUUAUUUGCAACUACAAGGAGCACUGGUUUACUAUACGCAAACUUGGACAACAGUGGUUUAAUCUAAAUUCACUGUUGACUGGACCGGAGUUGAUAUCAGACACCUAUCUAGCACUUUUCCUUGCACAGUUACAACAAGAAGGUUAUUCCAUAUUUGUGAUCCGGGGGAACCUCCCUGAGUGUGAAGCAGAGCAGAUCCUUGGGAUCAUGAGAGUUCAGCAACAGCAGCGACCACGGCUUAUUGGAGAAGAGGAGGCCCAGACAAGUGCAGGCAGAUCAGCAGCUCUGGCCCAGACGGAAAUGGGAUUUGGUGUAGAGGAUGAGGUUGUGGAUGAAGAUGAAGAACUGAAGAGAGCUCUGGCACUCAGCAGGCAGGACAUAGAUGUGGAAGAUGAAGAAGCUGAUCUUCGUAGGGCCAUACAGCUCAGCAUGCAAGGAGCAGUGAUGAGCAACAAGUCCUCAGAGUCUGAAAUGGGAAAUGUAAAAUCAGGGAGUGCUGCAGGAGGACAAAGAGAAGGCCAGAAUGAGACGCUCACAGCUGAGGAACUGCGAAAGAGGAGACAAGCCUAUUUUGAUCGGCAGCAGCAACAAGCUCAGCCGAACAUUCCUCAACAACCAGAGACAAAAUCAACCGGUGGCUCAGGAUCAGUAAACACUGACGCGGAGGACCAACAACAAAAGCCCAGCCAGUGAAGGUGUGAAAGGUUUGCCUAUGUUGUUUACCAGCUGCCUGGAUUAGCAACCCCAUAUAGGGGUAGCUUUGCUCCUUCCUCUAACCUUUUGCCCAUGCGAACAUAAGGACAGUCAGAAGGCUGACAUGUUUCCCCUGGUUAGUUCGCUGACAGGCUAUAGAGAAGAGAACAACGGCAAAGAAAAGGCAGCAGUUAGUCUAAUCUAACUCACUGAGGCUGGGAAAAGGGUGACCACAGAACUCAUGAUGCAGUUAAUCCAAGUUUGCAAUUGCCUUUUUACCAUGGCGCCUUCUAUUUCUAUUGUAUCCUGUUUUUUAUUCUCGUUUUUCCUCUGGAAGAGGUGGAAUCUUCAGCAUACAAAGGGUGUGUUUACUUGAGUGGGCAAGUACAUACAGAGAUGAAUACACAGAUGAGUGUUCUGUGACAGUCAUAGGAGACCAAUGCCAAGACCACAGCUUAAAGCUUGAUAACGACAGAGCCUCCUUCCCUUAUAUUGGACUUGCAUUUGUAGGAUGUGAUUCCAGCGCCUGCCCCACCAGAACACCAUUGUAGUUUUGAAAUCAUUUCUUGUUGCAGUGUACUGAAAUAUCUUUUAGCCAGCAGCACUAACACGUGUGGGUCAUUUAUUCCUGACAUCAUCAGUCAUAUUACUUAUGAAUGUCUAGAGUAAACUCCUACGUCAUUUAGACAACAACAUAUUUUUGGUGUUGUGGCUUUGUUUUUACCUUUAAGUGUAUACGUAGGCAUAAUAAAUUAUGUAAGAUUACACAGCUUACAAACACUUAACUUAAGGGUGAUUUGUCCAUUUUGGAUGGACGGUGCACAACGUAAUUCUAUAGAGCUAUUUGCUGAAUCUAAGAUGCUUUUGACUGAUGCAUAUUUUUCAUAUCUUGUCCAGAAUAAGUUGACAUGUAAAGGGGAACAAAGAAGCACUCUGUAAACAACACCAUGGAAUAGCAGCUGAUAGAUUAAAAAAAUCCAUUGUUCAUUUUUCCAGCACAGUAUGAUCACUUCAAACUAAAAGUAGUCUGACAUGUCCAGCCAGCCUUCCUUGUAUGUGACUUCAUCUGUUGUUUCUCCUCAUCAGUAUUUGUCAUAUAUAGCCCCUGAAAUGCUUGUGUGAUUGCACUGGUUUGACCUGCCCUGUAUUCCAGUAACACUUAGAGCAUUGCUGUACCCAUUCGUCGUACAAAAAUAUAUGGAUUUGCACUGAGGUUGCCAUGGAUUGAAGCUAUGAAAGCUGAUUGAUGUCAGAAAUAACAUUAAAAUAGCGAAAUGAAGGGUGACUGUUAUUUAUCAACAUGCUUUGUGUUUAAAAUCCAAAGAGAGAACCACAACAUCAAAAAUGUUUCACCUUGCGUACACUUUGAAGCGUUCAUUGGGUUUUAUUUGACCUUAUAUUUGACAUUUGAUUCUGACUUGUUUAAAUCUCUCUCAUCUUCCUCUAUAAACUUCUGUUCGAUCAUGGAAACAAAAUCUGGUUACAACACACAACAUUAACAAAUAGACCACAUUACAGCAUUUAAAGAGUGAACUUUGUUUACAGUUAUUAUGUUUCCUGGAACCGAUGUUCAGCAUGGAUAUAUCUUGAUGCUUCCACAAAAGUAUUGGAUGUCAUGCAAACUUUGACUUCUUGUGCUGGAUGAUUUCCAAGAAGAUUCCGUGAUUUCAUUAUUGUGUUUUUUUUUCCCCUUUGGAUCUGUUAGUUGUUGUUGUUGUUUUAUUUCUAUUCAAAAUGCACUUGUGAAAGAGCAUAAAAUGUUGGUAGCUGGGUUUUUAUCAUUACAUUACUUUCACUCACUACAUUCUUACAGGAAUUACUCAUAAUUUUUGUUAUAUUUCACAUGUUACCAUAGCACAUUAUUUCAUUUGAUGUAUUCGUUCUUGUUCCAGGAUUAAAGUGACAUUCACU